ACCUGGCUGGGUUUGUGAUGACAACUUGUGAGUGUGUCUGUUGGCAGGUGAAGGAGCUGGUUCUUGAUAACUGCCGUUCGGACGAUGGGAAGAUCGUUGGGCUCUCCUCGGAUUUUGAGAACCUGGAGUUCCUCAGCAUGAUCAACAUCAACUUGCUGUCUGUCUCCAGUCUCCCCAAGCUUAACAAACUUCGCAAGCUGGAGCUGAGUGAUAACAGAAUUUCUGGUGGCCUUGAAGUCCUAGCAGAGAGAACUCCUAACCUGACACACUUGAAUCUAAGUGGCAACAAGAUCAAAGACAUCAAUACCCUGGAGCCCUUGAAAAAGUUGCCGAACCUGCGUAGUCUGGACCUCUUCAACUGUGAGGUGACAAUGCUGAUCAACUACCGGGAGAGCGUGUUCACCCUCCUGCCCCAGCUCACCUACCUGGAUGGGUUUGAUGCUGAUGACCAGGAAGCCCCUGAUUCGGACCCUGAAGCAGAUGGGGAUGCACUGGAAGAUGAAUAUGAGAAUGGGGAAGAAGGUGAGGAAGAAGAUGAUGACGAUGAGGAAGAUGACUUGGAUGAAGAAGUCAUUGAUGAUGAGGAAGAUGAAGAUGAUGAUCUGGAAGGGGAAGAGGAAGAGGAUGGAGUAGAUGAUGAGGAGGAAGAUGAAGAGGAAGAUGGUGAGGAGGAUGAAGAGGAUGAAGCUGAUGAUGACCUUCCACGAGGAGAAAAGAGAAAACGAAAUCUAGAGGAUGAAGGAGAGGAAGAUCCAGAAGACGAAGAGGAUGAUGAGGAUGACUGAUCCCAGCGAGCCAAUCAGUUUUACAGACUAUGACUGUGCUUGUCUUAACCUCCCCAUUGUGUCUAUGUGAGACUGUAAAUCCCUGUCUCCCAGUCCUCCCCUCUUUGUAUGGCUGCAGCGUCCACAAUAUAUUUUUUUAAGAUGUAGAAUACCGUAGGCAUUCAGGGGAAUCUUCCUUACAAGGCUCACUUUCUCACAAGUAUCUCAUGACCAAAGGCUUUCUCCGUUCUGUGGUUUGUGCAGCAGUUUGCAAAAAAAAAAAAAAAAAAAAAAAAAAAACUUAAAAAAAAAAAAAACAAAAACCUCCUAGGGUAUCUUUCGUGUCCGAAAUCAGCCUUGCCACACACUGGACCCAGAGCUCCAGCUUGCCACCCUGCUUGACAACCAGGAAGGUGUGUUUGCUAUCCGCAUGCCCUCAAACCAGCUCUCGGAAGACGUUUGAGCCAUCUUGAGCAGUGGGUGCAAAUCUGGUUCAUCUAAAUGGACUUAAAGUAAACGAUUACUGAGGUCUCUCUGAUCAGAAAUAAUGGUGAUGUGAUCUCUGGAGAUGCUUGAAGAUACUUUAGUGCUGGGGAUGCGGGGUGCCGGGGUUUAUUGGGGGGUGAUUGGCUGCUUGCAAGACCUGGUACCUCUGAUGCACCUUGCAGUAGCCCUGUACUUGCUUUCCUAUUUUUUUUUUUUAUAAACUGGAAUAUUUUUUUCCUGUUG
Molecule: messenger RNA, 1493 nt
Organism: Tinamus guttatus (white-throated tinamou)
Lineage: Eukaryota; Metazoa; Chordata; Aves; Tinamiformes; Tinamidae
Source: RefSeq, a predicted model, not a curated record